Molecule: messenger RNA, 811 nt
Organism: Drosophila kikkawai
Lineage: Eukaryota; Metazoa; Arthropoda; Insecta; Diptera; Drosophilidae
Gene: Vhl
Product: von Hippel-Lindau
Source: RefSeq, a predicted model, not a curated record
AGAUGGCGCUCCAAAUAGCGCACAACAACCGCGACGGCCGCCUUGGGGGUCCGUCCCCGGGCCUGGUGGAAGUGUUCGUGCUGUUCGUCAACACGACCAAUCGCACUGUGGAUCUUUACUGGGUGUGCGAGCGGGACCGGGAGAAUAUAUACCUCACACUGAAGCCGUUCGAGGAGGUGCGCGUUAAUACCUUCAGCACGCACAGUUGGUUCUUCCGCGACUACUACACGGGCGAGCGGAUGCACGUGCGCUCGCGUAGAAUCUUCCAGCCAGUCCGGGUGCGGGUGCCCAAGAAUCCACAGCAUCCGGACCAACUGUGCGAUGUGCGCAGCCAGGUGCUGAUCCACUUCCCUAUCCGAUCGCUGCGAGAGAACUGCCUGUGGCUCAUCGCCCGCUGGCUGAUACGGACGAGUAAUACGCCGCGUCGGGUGAUAGCCGGAUACAAUAUACCGUCGACGCUGAAGCAACAGUUGCUCCUGCUGCUGACCACCAUUGAGUCGUAUUCACGCGUCGCCAGCACCAGGAGACGGCGUUAGGAGGACUCAACUGAUUAGUUAAGCGAAUUGUUGGGGGUUUAAGGAAUGAGAGCCAAGCUUGAUUUCCAAAUAAUUUAAUAAGUUUAAUUUUAAUUGAUUUUCAUCCUGACUUUUGCUUUGUUUUGUUUGUUACUUAUGUACACAUUGGCUUGCAUAGAACGUUUUACAGGUUGGACUUCUACAAUUGCAUUGAUUUUCUUUUCUUUUGUAUCUUUAACAGAUUCUUUAGAUGUACUUACGUUCUAUGUAUAUAAUUAUAUAUAUUUAUAAUCCUA